GGUUAACGCUGCUCUGAAUACAUUGAAGUUGUAAGAUAUGAGUAAGUGUUUGACCAUAUUCACUGGACUAUUAUCAACACGCAGGCAGCCAUAGCACACCCCCCCCCCCCCCUCAGCUUAGUGGUGUACAGGGGGAUAGCAGUCAGCCAUGGACACCACCACCUCCCUGAAGAUGACCUCCCUGGCCGUCCAGAGUCUGUUCAGCUAUGUGGAGGAGGAGAACCUGGCGGCCAUCAAAGCACAUUUGGACAAGUUCAAAGAUGUGGAUAGCAGGAGUGAUAACGGACAGACUCCCCUGAUGGUGGCGUCAGAGCAGGGCAAUCUGGAGAUAGUACAAGAGCUCAUUAGGAGAGGAGCCAAUGUUAACUUGGAUGACGUUGACUGCUGGACGGCGUUGAUCUCGGCGGCUAAGGAGGGCCACAUAGAGGUGGUGAGAGAACUGCUGGAGAACAAUGCUAACCUGGAGCACCGAGACAUGGGAGGAUGGACAGCUCUAAUGUGGGCAGCCUACAAAGGUCGUACUGAUGUGGCCGAGCUGCUCUUGGAAAAAGGAUCGAACCCCAACAUAACUGGUCAGUACAGCGUCUAUCCCAUUAUCUGGGCAGCAGGUCGAGGCCACGCAGAGAUUGUCCAUCUCCUGCUGCAGCACGGAGCCAAGGUCAACUGUUCCGACAAGUAUGGUACCACUCCUUUGAUCUGGGCCGCCAGGAAGGGCCAUUAUGACAGUGUGAUGCACCUUCUGGCUAAUGGAGCUGAUGUGGACCAAGAAGGAGCAAACUCAAUGACGGCUCUGAUUGUGGGAGUGAAAGGUGGCUUUACAGAGGUUGUUAAGGAGCUGCUGAAGAGGAACCCAAAUGUCAACAUGACGGACAAAGACGGCAACACAGCUCUCGCCAUCGCUGCCAAGGAGGGACACACAGAGAUCGUGCAGGACCUGCUGGAUGCCGGCACCUAUGUCAAUAUCCCAGACAGGAGCGGGGAGACGAUGCUGAUUGGAGCAGUGAGAGGGGGUCAUGUUGAGAUAGUGCGAGCUUUGCUGAACAAAUACGCUGAUAUUGACGUCAGAGGGCAGGAUGGAAAGACUGCCCUCUACUGGGCUGUGGAGAAAGGCAACGCCACCAUGGUGAGAGAUAUCCUGCAGUGUAACCCUGACACCGAGAGCUGCACUAAGGAUGGAGAGACCCCGCUUAUCAAAGCCACCAAAAUGAGGAACAUAGAUAUCGUGGAACUGCUGCUGGAUAAAGGAGCCAAAGUGUCUGCACUUGAUAAGAAAGGAGACACGCCCCUCCACAUUGCCAUCCGAGGUCGUAGUAGAAAGCUGGCUGAGCUGCUACUGAGGAACCCUAAAGAUGGCCGCCUUCUUUACCGCCCCAACAAAGCUGGGGAGACACCAUACAACAUCGACUGUACCCACCAGAAAAGCAUCCUCACGCAGAUAUUUGGAGCCAAGCACCUCUCCCCCUCUGAGUCAGAUGGAGACAUGUUGGGUUACGACCUCUAUAGCAGUGCUCUAGCUGACAUCCUGAGUGAGCCCACCAUGCAGCCACCCAUCUGCGUUGGACUGUAUGCUCAGUGGGGCAGCGGCAAGUCUUUCCUCCUCAAGAAACUGGAGGACGAGAUGAAGACCUUUGCAGGCCAGCAGAUAGAGCCCUUGUUCGAGUUCUCUUGGCUGGUUGUUUUCCUCACCCUCCUCCUCUGCGGCUCUGUGGCCGUGGUUCUGGGCUUUACUGUUGAUCCCAGGUUGGCAAUCGCUGUCUCCCUCAGUCUCCUUGCCCUGCUCUACAUCUUUUUUGUGUUGGUGUACUUUGGAAGUCGUCGGGAGAGGGAGAGCUGGAACUGGGCGUGGGUCAUCAGCACCCGUCUGGCACGUCAGGUGGGUUACCUGGAGCUGCUGCUCAAACUGAUGUUCGUCAACCCCCCUGAACUUCCAGAGCAGACCACCCGCGCCCUGCCUGUCAGGUUCUUGUUCACGGAUUACAAUCGUCUGUCCAGUGUUGGAGGGGAGACCUCCAUGGCUGAGAUGAUUGCCACCCUCUCAGACGCCUGCGAGAGGGAGUUUGGCUUCAUGGCCAGCAGGCUCUUCAGGGUUUUCAAAAAGGAUGAGAUCCAAGGUAAGAAGUGGAAGAAAACUUGUUGUGUUCCCUCCUUCGUGCUGUUUGCCUUGACACUUGGUUGCCUGAUCACUGGUGUGGCCCUGUUGGCCAUCUUCAAGGUUGACCCUGAGAACUUGACAGUUAAUGCUGUGCUGAUAGCCAUGGCCAGUGUGGUCGGGCUGGCCUUACUGCUGAACUGUAGAACCUGGUGGCAGGUGGCCGACUCUGUUCUUAACUCCCAGAGGAAACGUCUUCACGGUGCUGCCAAUAACUUGCAUAAACUCAAGAGUGAAGGAUUUAUGAAGGUGCUGAAGAAUGAAGUGGAGCUAAUGUCAAAAAUGGCCAAAACCAUCGAUGGCUUCACUCAAAACCAGACGCGCAUGACCGUCAUCAUUGACGGACUGGACGCCUGUGAGCAGGACAAAGUGCUGCAGAUGCUUGACACGGUCAGGGUACUCUUCUCCAAAGGCCCUUUUAUUUCCAUCUUCGCAAGUGACCCCCAUAUUAUCAUCAAAGCUAUCAACCAAAACCUCAACAGUGUGCUGAGAGACUCCAACAUCAACGGACACGACUACAUGAGGAACAUUGUUCACCUGCCUGUAUUCCUCAACAGCAGAGGCCUCAGUACAGCCAAGAAGCUCUGCAUGGUAGCCCCCACCAACGGAGAGACACAGCCUGCUGAGGGAUGGCAUGAGGACAUGGAAAGAAAAAUGUCUCAGACCAACCUAGGACAAGACCCUGCCAAGUUUGGCAGCAAGAACGCCCUAAACCGCAGGGACACAUACCGGCGUCGGCAUAUGCAGAGGACCAUCACCAGGCAGAUGUCCUUUGACCUGACCAAGCUGCUGGUGACAGAGGACUGGUUCAGCGACAUCAGCCCACAGACCAUGAGGAGGCUGCUCAACAUUGUUUCUAUCACAGGUCGCCUAUUGCGGGCCAAUCAGAUCAUCUUCAACUGGGACCGACUGGUAUCAUGGAUCAACCUGACAGAAGAGUGGCCGUACAGGACGUCGUGGAUCAUCCUGUUUUUGGAAGAGACUGAAGGAGUGUCGGACCAGGUGGCGCUGAAGAACAUCUAUGAGAGAAUCUCCAAGAGCAUCCCCGCCACCAAAGACGUUGAACCGCUGCUGGAGAUCGAUGGAGACAUACGCAGCUUCGAGGUCUUCCUCUCAUCCAGGACGCCCGUCUUAACUGCCAGAGAUGUGGAGAUGUUCUUGCCCUGCACAGUCAACCUGGACCCCAAACUCAGGGAGAUCAUUGCAGAUGUGCGUGCAGCCAGAGAGCAGAUGCACAUGGGAGGAGUGACCUAUCCCACGCUGUCCCUGCAGGACCCAGGGCCCCGUCCACAGUCAGGUUACAGCCAGCUCUCUGCCCACUGCUCCCCUACAGGCUCCUUUCCAGGGACCCUGCCUCCUCAGCCCCACAGCGCUUACUUCAGCGGGAUGACGGGCCCUCAGCACCCAUUCUACAACCGGCCUUAUUUCCCCCACCAUGUGUAUCACCUGCCUCGGCAUUACUCCAACCAUGCCCCCUCAUCCCUGCGCCCCUCCAUUAAACCACCCGGUCAGACUAUGGACAACACCACUGGACUUGUUUCUCCUGCUGCCCUGCUCAGCUCUAUGAACACGGAUGCAGUGUGCGAGCAUCUCAAACAGAUUGACGGCAUCGACACCAGCAUGCUGCCUCAGUACAUCUCCACCGUCAAGAAGGCUAAUAUUAAUGGCCGAGUGUUAUCUCAGUGCAACGUGGACGAGCUGAAGAAAGAGAUGGAAAUGAACUUUGGGGACUGGCAGCUCUUCAGGGGAACGCUGAUGGAACAGCGUCACGCUGAAAGCCAGGCUCUCCUUCAGGAUGAGUCCCGAGCUGUGAGCGAGCAGGGCAGCAGCGUGCACCACGCCGAGCCCAACAGACGCUCAGGGGGAGCCCAGCAUGAAGCGACGGCCUUCAGCCUCAACCUCAGCUUCGAGGAGCUCAGCGGAGCCGGGCUGGAGGAACCACAGAGACACAGCAACAACUCUCAUUGGCCGGUGGUGAAUCACCGCACCUCCAGCAUGUCCAGUCUCAACUCUCAGGAAUCCUCCAAUGACAUCUGUAAGCUGACAGACAAGCAGCAGGCCGAGUAUCGUGAUGCCUACAGGGAGUACAUCGCUCAGAUGGCCACACUGGAGAUGUCCGGCGGUGCGGGGGAGAGGCCCGUGCAGCCCCACCCGGGACAGUUCCUGCAGGCUGCCAGCUCAGAUGACAAAGGGGCCAAGGAAGGAGCUGAUCAAGACAGCCGUAAGCCCUUCACCAAGAGAGGCUCCAAGGCGGGCGAUGCCACAGAUUUCCCCUCAGGGACCGACGCCCAGGCCCUCGACCCCAUCAGUGAGGAGGAUGAGAAGUUGGACCACAGCGCUUCCUCCAGGACUCCAGCCUCCAGGAAGAAGGGAGCGGGGGCCUUGUACCACAAGCUGCCCAGUGAUGAAGACUCCAGUCCAGAAGAAGCUGACAACACCACACCUCUCCUCCACAGAGAGCCCGGUGCUCCCAACACCCUCAGGGGCUCCCAGCCCACCGGGCUGCUCACCAAGCCUGGCUUCCUCUCUGAAAUCCUGCUGGACAAGAAGGACUCGUCGGACUCAGGGAUGCGAUCCAGCGACAGCUCCCUGGAGGACCCUGAAGGAGACGCUGACAGAGAUGGUGGAGCACAGAAGGCCAGUCUGAUCGAGCUGGAGCUGGAGGGUCUGGUGAAGAAGAGAGGCCUCCUCCCGAGCAGCCUGAGCGGCCUGCAGGACACCACGGUGGCCCGUAUGUCCAUCUGCUCUGAGGCCCCGUCAGAGGCCAGCCUGAUGGCCAGCAGCCCGGACGAGGGGUGGCCGUCCAGCGAGGUCAGCAACCUGAACCGCACUGACAGCAACACCACUCUCAACAACAACACAAACAGCCCCAGUGACGCCAACACAACCAACAGUAACACCAACAACAGCCAUCAGCAGCAGUCCACCUGCUCUUCCUCCAAUACCGACGUGUCUCCAGCUGUCAUCACCAUCACCCCCGGCAGCAGCAGCACUGCCAACACCACCAUGGCCACCGUCCACAACCAAAACCUGCGCACCAUCAGUCUGGGAGAUGAGAGGGAGAGCGUCCUCUGAGGAAGCCUGUGUUACUAUGAGAUGGGUCACAUAGACUAGUUUUUCGAUGUUGUUGUUGGUAGCGUAAUACUUUUGCUGUUGUGGUGUGCUAGAAAGAGUCGCAGUAGAUAUGUGUUCUCAAGUGUUAGGAAGGAAAGGUUCCGAGUGUUGCUGUGAAACAAAAGUAGUGCAUACGAAAGCUUUAAAGACUUCAUUAGCAACAAAACAAUCAACUUUAAUUUAAACUGUCUGACAUGUUGAUAAUGAUUUUGGCUUUAAGAAAACCAAAAAUGCAUUAUUAAGGUCAAGUUUUGAUCCUUUUGAGUGUUUUUAUGUUGCAUGACAUUUUGCCGCCCCACAAUUUCGCCUCAUUUCUGUGUGGUUUGUUCCUCAUGCGAUUGUGGUGCUGUUACAGAAAGUGUUUAGGUACGAAAUGUUGUUAAAUGUUGUGGACAUCGUGUGUUACAGAAAAAUAAAUUCAGGAAAUGUAGCCAUGGCUGAAAGACUCUUAAGUUGCUGAGAACUUGAGUCCCUGAAGUGUUUGUGUGUAGCUGUGUUGGGUAGUUAGAACAUCAUUAAAUAGAUGGCAGUGUAGACAGUGGUGUGCUAGGGUGUGUUGCUGGCAGAUUCGGUGAUAGAAGAAAUGCAUGAACUCGUCUCCAAAGUGGUGUUUGUCUUAUCGAAAAAUCCUUUUGAGGUGGUGUUUGUGAACCAAUAAACAUUUUCACUAUGUUGACCCUUGAAA
Molecule: messenger RNA, 5948 nt
Organism: Labrus bergylta (ballan wrasse)
Lineage: Eukaryota; Metazoa; Chordata; Actinopteri; Labriformes; Labridae
Source: RefSeq, a predicted model, not a curated record